Molecule: messenger RNA, 624 nt
Organism: Pteropus alecto (black flying fox)
Lineage: Eukaryota; Metazoa; Chordata; Mammalia; Chiroptera; Pteropodidae
Product: olfactory receptor 52I2-like
Exons: 1
Biological process (GO): G protein-coupled receptor signaling pathway
Cellular component (GO): membrane
Molecular function (GO): G protein-coupled receptor activity; olfactory receptor activity
Source: RefSeq, a predicted model, not a curated record
AUGGAAACCCCUGCCACCUUCUACCUUGUGGGCAUCCCAGGUUUGCCAUCUUCACAUCUUUGGCUGGCUAUCACACUGAGUACCAUGUAUACCAUAGCCCUGUUAGGAAACACCCUCAUAGUGACUGUAAUCUGGAUGGAUUACGCUCUACAAGAGCCCAUGUACUAUUUCCUGUGUGUUCUGGCUAUCGUGGACAUUGUUAUGGCCUCCUCCGUAGUGCCCAAGAUGGUGAACAUCUUUACCUCAGGAGACGGCUCUAUCAGCUUUAAUGCUUGUUUCACUCAGAUGUAUUUUGUCCAUGCAACCACAGCUGUGGAGACAGGGCUGCUGCUGGCCAUGGCUUUUGACCGCUAUGUAGCUAUCUGUAAGCCCCUACACUACAAGAGAAUUCUCACACCUCAAGUGAUGCUGGGAAUGACUGUGACCAUCACUAUCAGAGCUGUCAUAACCAUGACUCCAUUAAGUUGGUUGGUGAGUCAUCUACCUUUCUGUGGCCCCAAUGUGAUUCUCCAUUCCUACUGUGAGCACAUAGCUGUGGCCAAGUCGGCAUGCGCUGACCCCAUGCCCAGUAGUCUCUAUAGUCUGCUUAGUUCUUCCAUUAUUGUGGGUUCUGAUGUGGUCUUC